UUACAUUUAACACAUCUCUCGUGUGAUUUUGUCUUGUGAUAACCCAGAAUUCUGAUGGACUUCCACAAAUCAUAUUUUAGCAUACAGUAUCUGGGUCAGUCAAGCGAUAGGCUAUUGGUUUUGAGUGAGACGAUGAUGUUUAGGGAACCUUCAAACCCAUGCAAUCAGAUUUCCCUGGCGCAUCGUUGAGUCACCGCACCUGCACAGCCGUUCUUUCACGAAACAAGGAAUGGACAGGCUUAGAAUGAACCAAUCUUCGUUUACUGCUGGGAAUAUUUCGACAUUCGACAUGGAAAACCGACGCGCUCAAUAUGGUAAUUUCUCUUUGUUAACUUCAGUUUGUUUGAGCGUGCUUAUGACACUCCUAGUUUUUGCCACCGUGCUCGGCAAUGCACUUGUUAUUUUGGCGUUUGUUGUGGAGAAAAGUUUGCGCACUCAAAGCAACAUCUUCUUUUUAAAUUUAGCCGUAGCUGACUUUCUAGUGGGGGGGUUUUGCAUCCCCGUAUAUAUCCCUUAUGUGCUAACGGGAGAGUGGAGACUUGGAAGAGGUAUUUGCAAGCUGUGGCUCGUCAUCGAUUACCUGCUCUGCACAGCGUCUGUCUUCAACAUAGUGCUCAUCAGCUUCGACAGGUUCCAGUCCGUUACGAGAGCAAUGAGUGACAGGUGCCAGAAAGGUGUCACUCGGGAGGCACUGCUGAAAAUGGCGUGUGUGUGGCUGGCUGCGUUUCUACUGUACGGGCCUGCCAUCAUUAGCUGGGAGUACAUUGCUGGUGGGAGUGUGGUGCCAGACGGCGCAUGCUACGCAGAGUUCUACUACAACUGGUACUUCCUGAUGACAGCCUCCACGGUGGAGUUCUUCACCCCCUUCAUCAGCGUUACCUACUUCAACAUCAGCAUCUACAUCAAUAUUAGAAAGCGCAACUUGAUGAGGGUGGGCAAACCAAACGGCAAACCAAACGGAGAGGGGCAGAGGGAGAGCGGGGUGGAACUGCAAGGCAUGGUCCAGGGAGAGAAGCAGAGAGUGUUCUUCAUCAGCCCCACAGCCCCAGGGAGGAGAGCUGCAGGGGCCAGGAGCUCCAGUCUCCCCUGUGCAAACGCCUUGGCGGGACCAGGCGGGAGGAAGACCAGGCUGCUGGACCUGCCCCCCCUCCAGCUGGAGGAUCUGGUCCGGAGGCAGGCGGACCGGCGCUGCAGAACCGCAGAGCAGGGCCCUGGCAGGUCCAACAUGGCCGACGCCAACAUGGGCACCUGCUUCCGCCUCUCCAGGGACAAAAAGGUGGCCAAGUGCCUGGCGGUAAUCGUAUGCGUGUUUGGGCUGUGCUGGGCACCCUACACCCUAUUGAUGAUCAUCAGGGCGGCAUGCCACGGUCAGUGUGUCCAGCAGUAUUGGUAUGAGAUGUCCUUCUGGCUGCUGUGGAUAAACUCCUCCAUCAACCCAGUGCUCUACCCUCUCUGUCAUGCCAGCUUUAAGAGAGCCUUCAUCAAACUGCUGUGUCCCUCUAAGAUCAAGGUACAGCCUCUACACAUGGAGCACAAAUGCUGAGGAACAUUUUGAGGGGCAAAAUGCCCAUUUACGGAUUAAGCCUUAGACUGAAUGUGAUUAGGAUUUGACGUUUUUGUCACAUAUCGUUCACUUCUAGAAGGAAUGCAUUCUUAAAACUGUGCGCAGAGAAAUGGGAACCAUAGGGCUCGUACUAGCAAACAGCAGCCUGAGCAAUGCCGUGAAGUGAUAUCAUUGAGAAUACGAACUGCUGCCAGAACAUUCCCUUUUAUUUGGGGGUUUGACACUGUUCAUUGUAAAGAAAUAGCCUGUCAGGUAUCACGUCCGUUUGGUGUUCUGGUUGGUUGUGUGCAUCUAUUCUAAGAGUCAGUUAUUCCUAUUCAGCCAUAUAUAUGUAUUAAAAUUCUGUAUAACAUUUCAAUGGCCCCGUAUCCAAAAGCUCUUGAAAGUGGUGUGUAGUUUGUGCCUUGUCAUGGUCAAAUUCUAUAUGAAAUAAACCUUUUCAGGGGCAAAUAAACCCACAUUUCCAAA
This is a messenger RNA of Conger conger (European conger), 2032 nucleotides long. Its product is annotated as histamine H3 receptor-like. The transcript has 3 exons. The coding region runs from base 230 to 1543 and encodes 437 amino acids. NCBI's taxonomy places the organism in Eukaryota, Metazoa, Chordata, Actinopteri, Anguilliformes, Congridae. The record is from RefSeq and is a predicted model, not a curated record. Gene Ontology annotation, cellular component: membrane. Gene Ontology annotation, molecular function: histamine receptor activity. Gene Ontology annotation, biological process: adenylate cyclase-activating adrenergic receptor signaling pathway.